Magallana angulata is the source of this 1536-nucleotide messenger RNA. RefSeq names its product lysine-rich nucleolar protein 1-like. The transcript is spliced from 3 exons. NCBI's taxonomy places the organism in Eukaryota, Metazoa, Mollusca, Bivalvia, Ostreida, Ostreidae. Bases 122 to 1444 code for a protein of 440 amino acids. The record is from RefSeq and is a predicted model, not a curated record.
CGGGCUCAAAGUUUCAGAAACUUCCCACGUGUUGAAUGUAAACAGCGAAAAAUGUGAAAGUCUUUUUUCAAUGCAUUGUCAUUCGAAGCGACGGUUUUAACAGACGGUUCUAACAUAAAGAAUGGGAUCUCCAAACACAGAACACAGCAAUUUAUGCAGGAAAAAGCGAAAAAAGGAGAGAGUCAGGAAGAAAGCUGCAGAGGGUGAGCAGAAUGGAAAUAAGGAGGAGGUUCCCACAGUGAAUUGUGAUGAUGUUCAUAUGAAGAAAAAUACUAAGAGGAAAUGUGAGAAGAUGAAAGAGGGGAAUGAUAAAUUAACAAACUCAAAUGAAUUUGUGACUGAGAAGAGAAAAAAAGUUGAACAUAAAGUUACGGACGAGGAGUGUGAAUUAGGUAGUGAUGAAGUUUGUGGAAGUUCAGCAAAGAAAUCAAAGAAAGACAAAAAGAAAAAGAAGAAAGUACCAACUGAAUCUGAGAGCAUAUCAUUGUCUGGCAGUGGUGUAAACAGCCAGGACCAGUGCACGUGUCCCUCCGUUAAAAAGAAGAAAAGAAAGAAGUUGGUAGUUCUGGAAGAUGAGAUGGAGAGUGAUGAGGAAAAGAUUUGUGUUAAAUCGAUGGAGGAUUCACAGAAAAAGAAGUCAAAAAAGAAGACAAAAUCUAAAGAUAAGAAAGAUGAAUGUGUCAGAGAUUUGACAGAAAUGUGUGAUGAAGACAAACAGUCCAAGAAGGAGAAAAAGAAGAAGAAGAAGUCCAAGGAUAAGAGUGAGAAAUGUUUGGAAGAUUUGACAAAAAUGUAUGAUGGAACAGACCCUAGUAACAAACAGUCGAAGAAAGAGAAAAAGAAAAAACCUACAGACAAAGAUAAAGAUACUGAUGACCGGGCAACAGAACCUGAAAACAAAGGCAGAAAGGGUAAGCACAAGAUGACUGACCAUGGCACAGAGAAUGGGAUUACUGAGGACAGUGAAAGCGUCCAUGAGGACAGCUCUGAAAGGCCCAGUGGCAAGAAGAGGAAGAAAAAGAAGGGUAAAGAUACUGACGAUGAACCAGAUUUGAAGAAGUCAAAGGGUGGCCUUGAAUGUGGGCCAAGAACUGAAAACAAGAAAAUCUCCAGUGACCCAGAUCCAGCUUACACUGGUCAGUGGACCACAGCAUCCCUCGGCGAUGAACAGCGGCAAAACAAAUUCCUGCGCUUAUUGGGAGGGUUUAAAGCUGCCAAGAGUGACGCACCCCAGUUGUCCACUCUGGGGGGUAAGUGUGGCAAUGUGGCCAUGACCCAGAAUCAAGAGAACCUGUACAUGAGGAGCAUGGAGGACCAGUAUGGGAAAGCCAUGUCAUUCAACAAGAAUCGAGGGCUGGGGUUAGGGUUCGAGAAGCCGCCCUCUGAGGGCAAGAAGUUCUACAUUGACAAAAACAUGUCCAAGUCAAAAAAAUUUAAUGAUUAAGUCAUUUUUUUUCAAACAUUAUGCAAAGCUUUUGAAAUAAAUCUUUGGUUUUAUGUGUUUUAAGGUUAAAUGUAAAUGUAUUUGGGCUUUGU